Messenger RNA from Rubroshorea leprosula, 1628 nucleotides. Lineage: Eukaryota; Viridiplantae; Streptophyta; Magnoliopsida; Malvales; Dipterocarpaceae. The record is from the annotation of a GenBank genome assembly.
CAUGACAUUCUAGGGUUUAUUCUCCUCUCUGAUUUUCGAUUUCUCCCUGAAAUCAAACUCAAUUUCUCCUUUUUCCUUCUUUCUCUCGAUUCUCAAUUUCAAUCCAUGGAAUCCAUGAGAUCGCCGUUCUGGUGCUACAGAUGCAACCGCUUCAUCCGGAUCCGGGUUAGGUCUCAAGAUUCCGUCAGCUGUCCCGACUGCGGAGGUGGAUUUGUCGAGGAAAUCGACACGCCCUCCCGAUCUCCUGUCUACCACCGAUUCCCUACUGCGGCUUUGUAUUCCGACACCAGUCCGAGUCCAGUUCCUAGUCCUGGGUUAAGUCCGAGUCCUAGAUUCCGCCGCGCCAGAAGGAACGCCGGUGAUCGCUCUCCGUUUAACCCGGUCAUCGUUCUCCGUGGGUCCAACGCUGGUAACGAGGGUAUAGUUGCUGAGAGAGGGAAUAACUUCGAGCUUUAUUAUGAUGACGGAUCUGGUUCUGGUCUUCGUCCCUUGCCGGCGAGCAUAUCGGAGUUCUUGAUGGGAUCUGGUUUUGACCGGCUUCUUGAUCAGCUAGCUCAGUUGGAGAUUAAUGGUGUGGGCCGAUUUGAGCAGCCGCCGGCUUCAAAAGCGGCUAUUGAAUCAAUGCCAAUCAUCAAGAUCCUCUCGAGUCAUGUCGCCAUGGAAUCUCAUUGCGCAGUUUGUAAAGAGCCUUUCGAGCUUGACACGGAGGCUCGUGAGAUGCCAUGUAAGCAUAUUUACCAUUCUGAUUGCAUUCUUCCAUGGCUUUCUAUCCGAAACUCUUGCCCUGUGUGCCGCCACGAAUUGCCAACGGAAGCUACGACAAAUUUAGGCGAUAAUGAUUCUGUUAGAGACGAGGAUGCUGUGGGGCUAACGAUAUGGCGAUUGCCGGGGGGUGGAUUCGCUGUGGGGAGGUUUACUGGAGGGAGGAGAGCUGCGGAGAGGGACUUCCCUGUUGUGUUUACGGAAAUGGAUGGCGGGUUACACAACGCGGGUGUACCCAGAAGGAUUUCAUGGGCUCCAAGUGGGAGGAGGUCUCGUGAGAGUAGAGGAUUGGGACGUAUCUUUCGUAGUGUGGCAUCAUUCUUUGGCCGGUUUAGGAGCUCGUCCUCUCGUUCGGGUGGUGAAUCUAGGCUGACAAGGAGGAGUAGGUCGACUUCAAUCUAUGGCAGGUCAUCCAGAAGGCAAACUGAGGAUUGGGAUUUGGAUGACUGAAAGAUGGUAUUUUUUUUUUCUUUUUGUCUAGAAGAGCUUGGAAUUGUAGUGGUUUUGGCUGAUAUGAAUUAGUUUCUAUUUCAUUCUAUAAUUCUUGCUGUUUCCUUCCUAUGCAAAGAAACAUAUGUAGAUUUGUAUGAUUUUUGCUGCUGUAAAUAAUGACACUUUGAUGAAGGAAUGGGGAAUUCCUCAUUUUUAGGUCCUGCCAAAGCGAUAGAAGUUUUGUACCAGCUGUAGUACUAGUGGUCAUCAUUCCAUUGAAGGAGAUGAAAAGGGGUUGAUGAAGAAGAAAGCUUCCUGGUUAGAGUCAACCUUUUAGAAGUCAAUGAUGCACUGAUGUAAUUUUGCUUGCACUGCUGUUAAGGCUCAAUUUGUUUCAUCAAUGAGUUUUGCCACAAUAAUUUAUAUCUAUUCCG